UUUUCUUCAGUGUUGUUUGAAAUUCAAUCGGGAAAUGUUUCGAAUGUUAAUUGCUUUUUGGGCCUUUGUGGCUUGCGUUAAUGGCAAAGUUCUUCGUCCGCCUGUACCUAUGCCUGAUGGGCGUAUUGUAGGUGGUGAGGAUACUACUAUAAAUUCACAUCCCUGGCAGGUGUCAAUUCGUCUGUUUGACUCACAUUCUUGUGGAGGUAGUAUUAUAAAUGAAAGAACUAUUGUCACAGCUGCUCAUUGUGGUGGUUAUCCUGCUGGUUGGUAUAAAAUUCAAUACGGCGUAACAACUAUCGGCGGUACAACAAACAUUGCCAGUGUUAAAUCAUUCAUCAGGCAUCCCCAAUAUGAUUCAAGCGUUAUGGAUUAUGAUGUUGCCGUCAUUAUUUUGGAUGAACCUAUUUCAUUCGAAGAUAUAGUUCAACCAAUUAAAUUGGCUGAUUCAAGGCCAGCCGAUGGUGAUACAGCUGUGUGCACUGGUUGGGGCGCAUUACGUGAAGGUGGCAGUUCUCCAAUGGCUCUACAGGCAGUGAAAGUAGAAAUUGUUAACAUCGACGAUUGUAAGAAAAAUUAUAGUGAAGGGUAUGCUAUAUCUGAUCGUAUGAUUUGUGCUGGAGUCAAAGAGGGUGGUAAAGAUGCUUGUUCAGGUGAUUCUGGUGGUCCAUUAGUUACUGGCAAUGUUCUCAGUGGUAUUGUGUCAUGGGGUGUUGGUUGUGCUCGUCCUAAUUAUCCUGGUGUCUACACCAAUGUUGCCAACUUAAAGUCAUGGAUUGAAGAAAAUGCCGUACUGUAAAUUUUAUUUAAAUAAAUAAGAAACGAAAUUAAAAGUCUCUGAAAGUCAUGAAAUAAUGAAU
This is a messenger RNA of Teleopsis dalmanni, 860 nucleotides long. Its product is annotated as vitellin-degrading protease-like. The record is from RefSeq and is a predicted model, not a curated record. NCBI's taxonomy places the organism in Eukaryota, Metazoa, Arthropoda, Insecta, Diptera, Diopsidae. Bases 35 to 799 code for a protein of 254 amino acids. Gene Ontology annotation, biological process: proteolysis. Gene Ontology annotation, molecular function: serine-type endopeptidase activity. The transcript has a single exon.